AUGACGCGGCGGCGGCGGCCUGAGAUGCGGAGGUCUCCUGUGGUGCAGGAAGCGCUCUUUGUAGGUUGCGGUCUGAUCUUCUGUAACGGGCGGACUGUGAGAGCAGCUGAUCCUCCCUGCAGCAUCCAAGGACUGCCCAAUCCUCCUCAACUCAGUAAAGAUGGGGAUGUACUGAUUGGUGGGAUCUUUUCUUUCCACAACAAAUGGGAGCAGGCAGCACAAACAUUCACAUCAGGGCCAAAGAAAGGAGAAUGUAUAAGUUUGAACCUUAGAGAAUUUCAAAGUGCACAAACAAUGGUAUUUACAAUUGAAGAAAUCAACAGCAGAACUGAUAUUCUUCCUGACAUCAAUUUAGGUUAUAAAAUUUAUGAUACAUGUGGAUCAGUUGAAAUGACCACAAGAGCUGCCUUGUUUUUAGUCAAUGGUCAUGGAGAAAAUACAACUUCAGUGAACUGCUCCAAACCUGACACUGUUCAAGCAAUUAUAGGGCAAACAUCAUCUACUCCGACUAUUGCAAUCUCUACUACAGUGGGGCCUUUGCACAUUCCUGUGGUUAGUCACUUUGCAUCAUGUGCAUGCCUAAGUGACAGAAAAAAACACCCAUCUUUCUUCAGAACACUUCCCAGUGAUUAUUUCCAGAGCAGAGCUUUGGCAAAGCUCGUCAAACAUUUUGGAUGGACCUGGGUGGGGGCUCUGUGCAGUGAUAAUGACUAUGGGAAUAGUGGUAUAAAUGCAUUUAUCAGUGCUGCCAAACAAGAGGGAAUCUGUAUUGAGUAUUCCAAAGCAUUUUUCAAGACAGACUCCAGAGAAAAAAUUUUGAAAAUAAUUGAGAUUAUCAAGACUUCAACCUCCAAAGUGAUUGUUGCUUUUGUUGCAUACUCUGACUUUGGUUUUCUUCUGAGGGAAAUGGUCUUGCAGAACAUGACUGGGUUUCAGUGGAUUGGAAGUGAGUCCUGGAUAUCCGAUUUGAACACUGCCAAUGCUGAAUGGCAACAUAUUCUGAAAGGGUCUGUGGGUUUUGCUAUCCCAAAAGCUAAUAUCAAUGGCCUAGGGUCAUUUUUGACUAAGCUUACUCCAGAUUCUCAUGUAGCUCUUUACAAGGAGGUAUGGGAGACAAUAUUUCAAUGUAAACUUCUGACUCAAGAAAAUGUUGAAAUGAAACAGUUGUGCCAAGGCAAUGAAAGCCUCACUCAUGUUCAAAACAUGUAUACAGAUGUUUCAGACUUACGAAUUGCAAAUAAUGUUUAUAAGGCUGUGUAUGCUGUGGCUUAUGCCCUACAUAAAAGUUAUGGCUGUUCAGAAAGGGACAAUGGACAAGAAAUGAAUGAGUUGAAGAAAAUCCAUUUCACCACUACAGCAGGAGAGGAUGUAUUCUUUGAUGAGAAUGGAGACCCAGCAGCACGGUAUGAUGUGCUGAACUGGCAGCAAGGUAAAGAUGGAAAAACAGUGUUUGUUAAAGUUGGAUUCUAUGAUGCAUCUCUGCAAACUGACCUUCAGCUGUCUUUUAACAACAACAGUAUAGCCUGGGCUCACAGUAAACUACAGGUACCAGUCUCUGUGUGUAGUCACAGUUGUCCCCCAGGCUUCAGGAAGGCUGUGCAGAAAGGAAGGCCAAUCUGCUGCUUUGACUGUAUACCAUGUGCAGAGGGGGAAAUCAGUAAUUUAUCAGAUUCUAUAUCUUGCAUCAAGUGCCCUCCUGAAUUGUGGUCUAAUGAAAAGAAAGAUGCCUGUGUCUUAAAACUGGUGGAAUUCCUGUCAUAUGAGGAAAUAAUGGGAAUCAUUCUGGUAUCAUUUUCUAUGUUAGGAGUAGUUUUCACCAUCUGCAUUGCAGUAAUUUUCUUCAAACACAAGGACACACCAAUUGUUAGAGCAAAUAAUUCUGAACUGAGCUUUCUGCUGCUCUUCUCUCUGACUCUGUGUUUCCUGUGUUCACUUACUUUUAUUGGAAGGCCCUCUGAGUGGUCCUGUAUGCUGCGCCACACAGCAUUUGGGAUCACCUUUGUCCUCUGUAUCUCCUGUGUUCUGGGGAAAACAGUAGUUGUGUUAAUGGCCUUCAGGGCUACACUUCCAGGAAGCAAUGUCAUGAAGUGGUUUGGGCCUCUACAGCAGAGACUCAGUGUACUUGCCUUCACUCUUUUACAGAUCAUUAUUUGUGUACUUUGGUUAACAAUAUCCCCUCCUUUUCCUCACAAUAAUAUGAACUACUACAAAGAAAAGAUUAUAUUAGAAUGUCAUGUAGGCUCAGUUAUUGGUUUCUGGGCAGUGCUGGGUUAUAUAGGGUUCCUGGCUCUUUUGUGUUUUAUUUUGGCUUUCCUGGCCCGGAAGUUGCCUGACAAUUUCAAUGAAGCCAAAUUCAUCACAUUCAGCAUGCUGAUAUUCUGUGCAGUUUGGAUCACAUUUAUUCCAGCUUAUGUCAGCUCUCCUGGAAAAUUCACUGUAGCUGUGGAGAUAUUUGCAAUUUUAGCAUCAAGCUUUGGUUUACUAUUUUGCAUAUUUGUUCCAAAAUGUUAUAUAAUCAUGCUGAAACCAGAAAAAAAUACAAAAAAGCAAAUGAUGGCUAAAGCACCCGUGAAAUGA
Messenger RNA from Hemibagrus wyckioides, 2577 nucleotides. RefSeq names its product extracellular calcium-sensing receptor-like. Bases 1 to 2577 code for a protein of 858 amino acids. Gene Ontology annotation, cellular component: membrane. The transcript is spliced from 7 exons. Gene Ontology annotation, molecular function: G protein-coupled receptor activity. NCBI's taxonomy places the organism in Eukaryota, Metazoa, Chordata, Actinopteri, Siluriformes, Bagridae. Gene Ontology annotation, biological process: G protein-coupled receptor signaling pathway. The record is from RefSeq and is a predicted model, not a curated record.